Messenger RNA from Zingiber officinale, 933 nucleotides. Its product is annotated as cyclin-dependent kinase E-1-like. NCBI's taxonomy places the organism in Eukaryota, Viridiplantae, Streptophyta, Magnoliopsida, Zingiberales, Zingiberaceae. The transcript has 6 exons. The record is from RefSeq and is a predicted model, not a curated record. The coding region runs from base 16 to 609 and encodes 197 amino acids.
AUCCUUAAGUGCUUGAUGUUCUUGUUUUUCUGUCAGCAAUUUCGAAUUGUUGUAUUUUAUCAGUAUCCGAAUCUUACUGUGAUACUGCUGCAUAUCAUAAUAUCUGAAACUAUUCUCUUUGGCAGGUAUGAUCCUCGAAAGCGUAUAACUGCAGCACAAGCACUUGAGCAUGAGUACUUCCGCAUGGAUCCUCUGCCAGGACGGAAUGCUUUAGUGCCAUCUCAGCCAGGAGAAAAAACUGUUAACUACCCUGCUCGUCCUGUCGAUCAGACUGCAGAUUUUGAGGGAACAGUUCCUGUCCAACCUUCUCAGCCGGUACCAAAAGUGUCUUCUGCAAAUGCUGCUUCCGGAAAUGUUGCAGCAUCUGUUGGUCCUUCGAGAUCCAUGCCUCGGCCUAUACAUAUGGUUGGGAUGCAAAGGAUGCCAAACGCAAACAUGACAUCUUUCAACGUUGCAUCCCAAGCUGGCAUUGCUCCUCCAAAUUCUGGUGGUCUUCCUUUGCAAAGAGGUGGAGCUGGUGCUCAUGGCCAUCAGCAACAGUUGAGACGAAAAGAUCCAGGAAUGGGAAUGCAGAAUCCUAAUUAUCCUCAACAGAAGAGGCGUUUUUGAGAUAAAUGCAGAUUUUUUAAUCUGAAGAUUUCUCAAUACAAGAAUUGACUGCAGCAUCAUUACAGAAGAUAACGGAAGAAAGAAGCUGUUUCUAUGAUUUCUGAACCAAUAUCAUCAUCCAACAAUGAAAAAGGAAUGCAAAAAAAAGAAACCAUUAUGUAAACUGGCUUUCUCAUGGGAGGCAACAGCACUCUGUGACAGAAUAGUAGAAUCGUUUAAUCAACUUUAAUUUGUUCUGGGAUAAUUUCCAUUUCCUACUGGAAUAAACAUUUUCUCAUGUCCGCCGGCGUAGCCAGAUUCAUAUGGAAUGGCCUUUUCCUGUAA